AUGGAGGAACUGGUUCAGGACUUGGUGUCAGCCCUGGAGCAAACCUCAGAGCAUGCACCGCUAGAUCAGCUGUGGGAGGAGAUGAUCCUGAGCCCCCUGCAACAGCGCAGGCAGAUUCGACGCAGGAGGGGCCGCAAACGCCACUGUGACUUCUCCCUUCACCUCCCCAAACACCCGCAUUGCCUCAGCGAAGCCUCUGAAUCUAGUCUGGAUGAGACUGCUGGCAGGAACCACUCCAAAAGCACAGCUGCCACAUGUAACUACAGUGAUUCGGAUGACAUGGUGAUAACCAAGGGCUGGCCUUCAGCAGCAGUGUCUUUUCGAUCGAGGCAGCAUUCGUGGCCAGAGUCAGAUUCAUUCACAGAAAACACAGCAGGCAGGCCCUUGCGUAGACGACGUAGAGUAAAACGUAUGACCUCGGAUAUGACAGUUCGCCUUCAGAGGAAGCUGAGAGUGUCUGGGAUGCAGCGAGGUGGACACUCCAAUAACCACGAACAUUAUCAGCAUCCACAUCAUCAUCACCAUACUCAUCAUUAUUAUCAUCAUCAUCAUCAUCAUCAUCAUCAGAGGCCAUCUAAGAAGCAAAGGCUUUACAGGAUGAAGAGGCGAUCGGCAGGCUGCGUGAGGGAGGCUGAGGGGUUAGCGUUAGCCAGUGUUGGAAUGAAAGGAUGGAAAAAUGGAACUGUGACAGAGGAGGGCUGGAAAGACAGGAUUUUGCAACAGGCCAAGGAACACAGAGUGGCAUCAGAUGACAACAUGUCAGAAUGUGAAACCAGCAGCGUGUGCAGCAGUGAUCCUGGAUUGUUCACCACUGAUGAGGGAAGACAAGGUGAUGAUGAACAGAGUGACUGGUUCUUUGAAGGGGAGUGUGGCUCUGGAAUUGGGGUCAAAGGCUUUCUGCCUAAUAGGGACCCUGACACACCCCCCAGGCCUGGGGGACUGGACACUGGGCAUGUGAAACACCCCUCUUCCACCUUCGUGAAACCACGCAGAUCCAGUCUAAGAGGCUGUCAUACCCGUAUGAGCCGUUUGCCAGCUGUGGCUGCCCGCUGUAUUAGGAAAGGCAGAAGGAGACUGUCUGGCAAGGAUAACAGUGUGACUGUUUCUGUGGAGAAAAUGCGAUGUUUAUCUCCAGAUCCUUACCAGAAAGAGCUUUGGCUACCGUCCAUUGGGAAACGAAACCGAAGUCAGCUGAAUCCUCCAUGCUCAUUACCCAUGUAUCGCACUGGAAUGAUUCCAGAAAGCUCCCAUCAGAGAUGCUCCUCAUUCAGCUGUAAAAACAGACAAACUAAUGUUCACAUGGGACCUGUGUGUGUGGGAGACAUUAAAAGGAGGAGGAGGAGUAUGGCUGCUCCCAGUGUCUCAGCACACCUCCCCUUCUGCAGGGAAGACACAAGUAAAGAGGCUUGUCAAGGGCGCGUCGGGACAAGUUCUCUUAGAAUUGAAAACGUUGUCGCCGGGCCCUUGACGUCUGGGCACCAGAGCUCCAUGAAUCAUGGAUCUUUACUCAGCAAGCACAGAGAGCCUGAGGACGACUGA
Messenger RNA from Chanos chanos (milkfish), 1539 nucleotides. Its product is annotated as G patch domain-containing protein 2-like. The record is from RefSeq and is a predicted model, not a curated record. Bases 1 to 1539 code for a protein of 512 amino acids. Lineage: Eukaryota; Metazoa; Chordata; Actinopteri; Gonorynchiformes; Chanidae. The transcript is spliced from 9 exons.